This is a messenger RNA of Penicillium hordei, 609 nucleotides long. RefSeq names its product 3-beta hydroxysteroid dehydrogenase/isomerase. Gene Ontology annotation, biological process: steroid biosynthetic process. The record is from RefSeq and is a predicted model, not a curated record. Lineage: Eukaryota; Fungi; Ascomycota; Eurotiomycetes; Eurotiales; Aspergillaceae. Gene Ontology annotation, molecular function: 3-beta-hydroxy-Delta5-steroid dehydrogenase (NAD+) activity. The coding region runs from base 1 to 609 and encodes 202 amino acids. The transcript has 2 exons.
AUGACCGACGCAGCAAAGAAAGUCCUUAUAUCUGGUGGCACUGGCUUUGUAGGCUCGGCCAUAGUGCGGGCUCUUGCAGAAAAACACCCAAAAUUUGUCAUCGCCAUCAUCGACCAUAGUCCCCCACGAUCCGAGCACAUCCUUCCAAAGAGAACUACGUGCAUGCAGGUGGAUAUUACUUCAACUGAAGCAUUAAGCAAAGCAUUUGAAGUUGUGAAACCAGAUAUUGUUGUCCACGCUGCUGGAAUCGUCCCAGAUUUGGCCGAACGGUUCGGCCGCCGACUUGAGCAGGAGGCUGCUGCAGAAGCACUCGUUCUAAAGUCCUCCAGCAGCAAAAUGGUGACAUGUGCCCUCCGACCAUCGGUGCUCUGCGGACCAGGAGACUACCAGCUAGUACCAUCUAUCCACGCAUGCAUCGCCAAAUAUGAAACCCCGUUUUUUAUCGGAAAUAGCUUCAAUUUGUGGGAUAUCACCCACGUUGACAAUUCCGCCGACGCUCAUAUCCUGGCUAUAGAGAAUCUGCUAUCAUCCCGCACCGCUGCAGGCGAGGCCUUUUUCAUUCAGAAUAACGAACCUAUCGUCUUCCGCAAUUUUUGUCUGGCGAUCUAG